AUGUCCAGAUCCAGUUGCGACCUGAGCUUUAUUCCAUAUGUGAUUAUUCUGUUGCCUGGAAUAUUAUUGAAUAAAAAAUAUGCCUACAAAAUGGCGUGGAUGAACGACGUAUUCUGCAAGUCAAUAAAGCUGUAUGUAUUACUUCUUCUCAUGUGGUUGAUAUCUUUUGCAACUUCAUUUGUUGAUUUUUAUCUCUGUUCAAGAAAUUUCCAAGUUUCUACCUUGCACUGUUUGGAAGAUUGCACAAAAAAGUCUGGCGGAAUACUUUUCAAUCGUUUUCUUAUUAUUUUAUGGCUAUCUUUAUCUACUGCAAUGAUUUUAAUAUACUUAGCAAUCAUUUGCAAUAUACGCCGUCGUUUUAUAUCAGUUAAUAAUGAAACACGAAAAACAUUUACGAUUAAAACAGAACAUAAUAGAAGUACAUUGGGAAGUGCCAAGUACGAGCGAUCAAUGUUAAUACAAGCAGCUUUAACUUCUGGCGGAUUAACAAUUGGCAUCCUGAUAAUCAGCUUGUUAUCAACGGUUGUGAUAAAGGUUUUCGGUCAAGAUGGCUUAAUUGUAAUGAACAUUUUUAACUUGUUUUACAUCAUCUUUUAUCGUUGUACACUACCAACAGCUUUUUUCUUAACCAAUCAACAUGCUCGUAACUAUAUAUGCUUACAUUUAAGAACUGAUGUCGUAAAACCUAUCUUAAUUCUUCCAAAACAAAUUACGAGAUAA
Molecule: messenger RNA, 720 nt
Organism: Brugia pahangi
Lineage: Eukaryota; Metazoa; Nematoda; Chromadorea; Rhabditida; Onchocercidae
Source: the annotation of a GenBank genome assembly